GCAGCACCCCAGGAGCCCCCUGCCCGGCUCCCCAAGGCAGGCGGUGGACUCAGCCAAGCCCCUGGACGCACCAUGCGCGGCACCACGCUGCUAGCCCUGCUGGCGCUGGUCCUCCUGUACUUGGUGUCGGGCGCCCUGGUGUUCCAGGCCCUAGAGCAACCCCAUGAACAGCAAGCCCAGAGAGAGCUGGGGGAGGUCCGGGAGAAGUUCCUGAGGGCCCACCCCUGUGUCAGCGACCAGGAGCUGGGGCACUUCAUCAAGGAGGUGGCUGAUGCCCUGGGAGGGGGUGCCGACCCCGAAACCAACUCAACCAGUAACAGCAGCCACUCCGCCUGGAACCUGGGCAGCGCCUUCUUUUUCUCUGGCACUAUCAUCACCACCAUCGGCUAUGGCAACGCGGCGCUGCGCACUGACGCGGGGCGCCUGUUCUGCAUCUUUUACGCGCUGGUGGGGAUCCCUCUGUUCGGGAUCUUGCUGGCGGGGGUCGGGGACCGCCUGGGCUCUUCCCUGCGUCGCGGCAUCGGCCACAUCGAAGCCAUUUUCUUGAAGUGGCACGUGCCCCCGGAGCUGGUGCGGGUGCUGUCCGCGGUGCUCUUCCUCGUGAUUGGCUGCCUACUCUUUGUCCUCGCGCCCAUGUUCGUGUUCUGCUAUGUGGAGGGCUGGAGCAAGCUAGAGGCCAUUUACUUCGUCAUAGUGACGCUUACCACAGUGGGCUUCGGCGACUACGUGGCUGGUGCUGACCCCAAGCAGGACACGCCGGCCUACCAGCCACUGGUGUGGUUCUGGAUCCUGCUGGGCCUGGCUUACUUCGCCUCUGUGCUUACCACCAUCGGGAACUGGUUGCGCGUGGUGUCCCGCCGCACCCGGGCCGAGAUGGGCGGUCUCACGGCGCAGGCCGCCAGCUGGACUGGCACUGUGACGGCCCGGGUGACCCAGAGAGCUGGGCCCAUGGCGCUUCCCCUAGAGAAGGAGGGCUCGCCCCUGCCUCCGCUGCCAGCCCCUGCGCUGCCCGCCGUCCAGCCUCGACCCCCAGAGUCCUCCGAGAAGGCCGAACCGCCGUCCCCGCCCACAGGCUCUGCUCUGGACUACCCCAGCGAGAACCUGGCCUUCAUCGACGAGUCCUCGGACACGCAGAGCGAGCGCGGCUGUGCGCUGCCCCGCACAUCCCGGGGCCGCCGCCCCGCAAACCCCCCCAGGAAGCCUGCGCGCCCCCGGGACCCUGGGCGCCCCCGGGACAAAAGCAAGCCCUUGUAGGUGGGAUGGGGGGCAGGGGUACGGCCCUUCCCUGCUCUCCUCAGGCAUGGCCCGC
Molecule: messenger RNA, 1309 nt
Organism: Echinops telfairi (small Madagascar hedgehog)
Lineage: Eukaryota; Metazoa; Chordata; Mammalia; Afrosoricida; Tenrecidae
Gene: KCNK4
Product: potassium two pore domain channel subfamily K member 4
Exons: 6
Coding region: 73-1254 (393 amino acids)
Biological process (GO): stabilization of membrane potential; potassium ion transmembrane transport
Cellular component (GO): membrane
Molecular function (GO): potassium ion leak channel activity
Source: RefSeq, a predicted model, not a curated record